AUGGCUCCGCGCGUUUGUUCGGCAUGCACAGGACAGGAAUUUCGACUAAACGAGGGAUUCAUGUAUUGCAUCACAUGCGGCACACUAUUCGAGCAUUUCACCGAAAUGGACGACGAUGAUCUCGCGAAAGUCGGUCGAGCAAAAGUGAAAAUCAAAACGAAGCGCAAAAUCGACGCCGAAAAAACGCUAAGAAAUUUGAAAUUGAAGCCAAAAACAAUUUUGGACACGAUGAGAGAAGAGGUCAAAUCAUCGGAAUGCGAGUUUUUUCGCGAUCAAGCUUCAACAUCGUACAAAAAAAUAUUCGCGCUCAAUCGCACGCCGGCUCAUAUCUACCGGCUCGGCAUUCGUCUCACAUGCUUCGCCGAGCUUCUCGCCCGAUGUGCGGCAAUCAUGGUCGACGAAUUCGGGUUUCCCGAGGCUUUGAGGAUGGCGCCGUUGGCGAUAUUCGAGAAGUAUCUUCAACAUUGUCAAGUCGCGUUCGGCGAUUCGGAGACGACUGAUGAUCCCGACGAGCAAUUUGUGGCGAUUCUCGAAAAUGAGAACUACGAAGCCGAACGAGAAGCCGAACGCCUUCGAAAAGCGGCCGAGCGAAAAGAGAAGGCGAGACGAACGCUGAUGGAGACCCAAGAUGCGUGGCACCUUCUCACCCAGGGCAAUUUGACCGAGAAUCUCGAGCUAGAUGAGGAUGACGAUGAGGAUGACAACGAGAUGGAGCUCGAUGAGACGACGAAUCAUCCGAAUGAUCGGACAAUGGGAAUUGUGCGGCGAAUUGAGACGAGAAUGUCGAAGCGCGCCAUGUUCUUGGCGUCGCAAGUGGUGCUCAACGUCGAAAUUCUCGCCGCCAUCGUCCAUUUGGCGUGUCUGUCGAUCGGAUGCCGCAACGUGAUGCUGUCGGACGUCGUCCGAUGGAUUCGCGAGGAUCGAUUCCACAUCUCCGACGAGGCGCUCGUUCGAAUUCAGCGCGGCGGCCACGAGAAAUGGAAUAAGCCGCUGCGGCAGGGCGAGUUGGCGACGUUUCUCGACGCCCACGCCAAACAUUUGCAACUUCCCCUCUACGAAAUCUACCGUACCGAAUUGUUGCUGGUGCAAAGUGUCGAUUUACGGGCGAACGUGUGCGACGUGAGUUUCGCGAAAAUCGCGGCGAGACUCAUCGACAAUUUGAAUUUGCCGACGCACUUGAUACGCCGUCUCAUUCUGUUGGAGAGCAUCCUCAAAUGCGAUUUGUCGACGGUGUGCCGACGGCAGUUGGACGUGAGAAACGGCCGAAAUCUGUCGGAAUUGACGAGAAUCGAGCCGCGAAUGCGCUUCGACGACCUGAUGACAUGCUUCGGGCGAAUCGAUUCCAACUUCAAGGACACCAUGCGCGAUGAAGUCUUGCUCACAAUCGAGACGAAAGUGAUGGCCUACAUUCUAUUGGCGCUCAGAUUGACAAUCGACGUCGACACGGAGCACGUCGUCGAUUACGACGACGUCGACGGCGACUUCGACAUCGACACCUACAUUCAUCAACUCGAAAUGCGGAUUUCGUGUCAACGCGGCCACGCGAUCGCGGCGAUCAUCAAGACGAAUGAGAUUGUGGCGGAAAUGCACGCGAAGACGCCGUUCGGCGACAACGUCGUCGGCCAACUUCUGGAGACGUCGUCCACGCAAAACCUGCCGACGGUGUUCAUGAUUCGGCGAGCCACCGACUCGCGCGAGCCGUCGGCUCUUCUGAGCCCGCUCAAACAUCAGACGAGUGUGCUCCGCGAGGAGAUGAGCAAAAACGCGGAGCACGGGCGCAAUUGCAGUCAGCAGUCGCUCGAAACCUUCUUCAAAUCAUUUUCGAAUUGCAAACUCGGCGAAACGUCGGCGAACUUCUCGAACGUGUUUCCGGCUAGCAAUAAUUAUCCGCGCUAUUCACGGCCGAUUUGGUUGGCGAAAGUGGCGUCGAAGACGCGCAAACGAUUCGCGGAGUCGGGCAAUUAUCGAAUUCAUUUGACGUCGCAAGUGAUACGCGAUGUCUAUUUGUCGGCCGAAUCGACGUUCUCGCGACGCUUCAAAUUCAUUCUCGAAUCGUUCGCGUUGAUUUUGGGCGAGGACGUUGAAGCGCUCUACGCGGCGUUUUCGCUAUUGGAGACGGCGUUGAUUGAAAACGAAAAAUUGAUGGAGCUCAAGAGGGAUUUGCUCGAGUCGACGCCGAUUCCCGUCCGAUGUCUCAGUUAUUCGAAAUCGGGCGAUCAUGUCGAAUCGCGCGCUCAUGUGAUGCCCGCCGAGCCUCUGACAUCGAUCGACGAUCUCGAUCAGUUCGUCAUCAGCUUCUCAUCGCUCGGCGUCGAGCUGCCCGACAUGACGUCGUCGUCGGAUUCUGAAUUCGACGACGAUGACGACGAUGACGACAAUCUUCGACGUCUUCUCAAAUCCGCUCGAUUUCGUCAUUCGAACUCGCGAAAUCGCCGACAAACCGACGACACGAAUCGGACAAGAAGCGAAAAGCGCGUUUUCGAGUUUGACACAAUUUGGCGAUUACUGUAUAUCAAAUAUUGGUAG
This is a messenger RNA of Caenorhabditis bovis, 2526 nucleotides long. NCBI's taxonomy places the organism in Eukaryota, Metazoa, Nematoda, Chromadorea, Rhabditida, Rhabditidae. The record is from the annotation of a GenBank genome assembly.